Molecule: messenger RNA, 2739 nt
Organism: Pyrenophora tritici-repentis Pt-1C-BFP
Lineage: Eukaryota; Fungi; Ascomycota; Dothideomycetes; Pleosporales; Pleosporaceae
Source: RefSeq, a predicted model, not a curated record
AUGAGAACUACUUCAUCAUCCUGGGCACAAGCCCUUUUGCUGAUGAGCGCAGCGACUACGCAAGCAGCGCUCAAUCUCCAUGAGACUAAUGUACGACCUGAAGCCAUCGGAAGGCGGAUCCAGGACUUGAUCUCCGGAGAAGUAUACAACGGAAAUCUCGUUGCUAGGAAUGCACAAAACGGACUUGACGCGAAUGCCUUACUUGCCGGCAUUGCUCAGGGCCAAGGCCAAAGGCCCAGCACCAGUGACAUUACCUCGAGCGACGUCGCUGGAAGCAUUGCAAACCAAGUUGCUGGUGGAAGCACACCAUCCAUCAACGAUGUCCUUAACGGCCUAAGUGGGCAACAGCAAAGCGGAACGAACAGCCAGAGCACAUCGCAACAGCAAGGUCAGACUGCUCCAGUGGGAACCACACCACAAGCCGCACAAGGGAUCGCGCCAGGUGGCAGCCAGUCUGCACCUGGUGUUGCAUCAGGUGGUAGCCAAUCUGCACCUGGUGUUGCAUCAAGUAGUAGCCAAUCUGCACAAGGGGUCGCUUCAGGUGCGAAUCAAGCUGCAUCGGGUACUGCACAGAGUGGUAGCCAGCGCCCACCAAGCGACAUCAACACUAGCAAUCCUGCAGGUGAUCUUGCAAACCAACUCGCACCCCAAACUCAAAGCGAGAACCCCGUCGUUGAUGUUGGAGGAAGCCUGGUGAACCAACUCCUGCCUGGCGCACAACCGCCACAGGGUCAAGCCGCGGCGCAGCCACCACAGGGUCAAGCUGCUACUCAACCUCCUGCUGCUCCUCCUGCGGCUCCUCCUGCGGCUCCUCCUGCUGCUCCUCCUGCUGCUCCUCCUGCGGCUCCUCCUGCGGCUCCUCCUGCUACCCCCUCUGCCGCUCCUCCUGCUGAAGCUGUUCCUCCCAUGAUGUCCGCUGGCGCAAGCAAUGCGACGACGCCUGUGGAGGCAGCCAGCCCGUCUGCGGAAAAGGCACCAGCAAAGACCAGCGAGGCUCCAAAAGAAGCACCUAUGGAAGCUAGCGCAGCUGCACCCAAGCCGUCAGAGGCAAGCGCCUCUACUACCAAAGCCAGCCCUUCGCCAGCGGAAGCCAAGCCUUCACCAACAGAAUCCACAGAGAAAACAAGCGCAGCUGCAAAGGAAGCACCAGCGGAGGCGAGCUCAUCUGCAAAGGAAGCGCCAGCAGAGGCAAGCACAUCGGCGAAGGCAGAAUCAGCAGAGGCAAGCUCAUCUCCGAAAGCAGUACCAGCGGAGGCAAGCUCAUCUGAGAAAGCAGCACCAGCGGAGGCUAGCACAUCGGCAAAGGCAGCACCAGCGGAGGCAAGUCCAUCUGCAAAGGCAGCACCAGCGGAGGCAAGUCCAUCUGCAAAGGCAGCAUCAGCAGAGGCUAGCACAUCGGUAAAGGCAGGAUCAGCGGAGGCAAGCCCAGCUGCGAAAUCAGCACCAACAGAAUCAAGCAAACCUACAACUGUAGCAGAGGCAGCAUCGACGUCGCUACCAGUCAAGACAGUGUUCCCCGCGGGCAAGUCAGCUCUGCCUAAAGUAACCCCUAUUCCAUGGACAAACUCACCUGCGGCAGCAGGAAAGCCAGCGGGUGAGGAGAGCAGCACGAAAGCUAUGAUGCCUGCUGCGGAGAAAGGAUCCCCAUCAGAAGCUCCAUCAGCGGCUGCCGCAGCGCCUCCUGCUGCUGCCGUGACUGUGUCUGCCGGAGGAGAAUCACCAGCUGGUGUAGUAGCUGCCGCUAACGAGACUACUACUAUGGCGGCAGCAAUUAACUCUGCAACUUUGAAGGCUGGUGGGCUUCUUGCCGCAACGACUACGAGUGCAGCGGGAAGUGCCAUAACUGUCCAGGCUGGAGGAAACAGCACCUCAAACACCGGUGCUGCGAAGGCAGCUGCUUCAUCUUCUAGCGGCGCGCCAGCAGCAGCGGUCACAGUUGUCGCUGGUGCUGGCAAUGAAGCCUCAUCAGCUGAAUCAAAGAUGAACGGAACAACCCCAGUAGCCGCAGCCGCAGCCACAGGACCCGUUACCGUUGUUGCAGGUGGAAGCAAUGCAACUUCGACCGCUGUGGCGGCGGCCGUUGCCGCUCCCGCCGUCACUGUCGUAGCAGGCGAAGGAUCAAGCUCAGGCAAUGCCACGGCAGCAGCAGAAGCAAACGGAGGCUGCAACUGCGCGUGCGAAUGUCCCGCGGGAGCUUUUCCCAUGUCUGCCGCUCAACCAGCAAAGGCACAGGAGAGCAGAAGUACCAUGCAAACAAUGGCCAGCGCCCCAGUCACGAUUUCUGCGGGUGGAGAACCCGGACCUGGCGUUCAAGCAGCCGCUCCCACGACGCCUCCUGCACCCAUCAACUCGGCUAGUCUGACUACUGGAGGACUGCUCGUGGGCACUGCCAGUGCAGCUGGUUCAGGUGUCACUGUCAUCGCCAGUGGAGAAUCUCCGGCUUCUUCUGCUCCGGCUCCUGCUGCGGCAGCUACGUCGGCCGCUUCAUCACCUGCUCCGUCAUCAGCGCCUGCCGAAGCUGCCAGCUCAAGCCCAUCAGCACCGAUAUCAACUUCAGUUGCAGCGCAGAGCCAAGUCGCAGCCAACGCGCCGCCUCAACCUACAAUCGUUGGUUCCUCCAAUGCAGCAGCGCCUCCCUCUGCGCCGUUUGAUAUCAACACGGUUGCGUUGCAGAGCCGUGUUACGGUCAACUUGGGCCGGAGAGUGGCAAAGCCAACGCAGAUGGGAGCCUGGUGGUGA